CCCUUCCAACCAUUGGUCUAUAAAUACACACAACCCCCAACCACUACCUCCACCGCCACUCCACGGCUGCAUAUCUAAGCUAACCUUCUGCAACCCUUUUGCAAAUUUGUAUCAAACAGUUCAGAUUUCAACCUUCAAUGGCGGAUGAGGUGGUUUUGUUGGAUUUCUGGCCCAGCCCGUUUGGGAUGAGGCUGAGGAUCGCUCUGGCUGAGAAGGGCAUCGAGUAUGAGUACAAAGAUGAGGACUUGAGGAACAAGAGCCCACUGUUGCUGCAGAUGAACCCGGUUCACAAGAAGAUCCCGGUUCUCAUUCACAAUGGAAAGCCCGUCUGUGAGUCCCUCAUUGCGCUUCAGUACAUUGAUGAGGUUUGGAAUGACAAGGCUCCACUCUUGCCCUCCGACUCUUACCUCAGAGCUCAGGCCAGGUUCUGGGCUGACUUCGUCGACAAGAAGAUAUAUGAUAUUGGGAGGAAGUUGUGGACAACCAAAGGAGAAGAAUAUGAUGCAGCAAAAAAAGACUUUCUCGACUGCAUCGGCGUGUUAGAAGGAGAGCUCGGAGACAAGCCCUUCUUUGGCGGGGAUACCCUCGGAUUUGUGGACGUCGCGCUAAUUCCGUUCUAUAGCUGGUUUCUUGUGUAUGAAAAAUUUGGCAACUUCAGUGUUGAGGCAGUGCACCCAAAGUUUAUUGUCUGGGUUAAGAGGUGCAUGGAGAAGGAGAGCGUGUCCAAGUCGCUUCCCGACCAGGAAAAGGUCUACGAUUUUGUCGCACUUAUGAGGAAAAAGUUUGGAAUUGAGUAGAUUUUGCUACCUCUUUUGGGUUGUUGAAUUAGAAUAAAAGGGCACUUGACCAAGCCUUGUACUGUAUGAGGCACUUUAUUGUGCCUCUGGUCGUUUAUUUUGCUUUUGUCAAGUUACCACACUUGUCAACUUGUUAUGUAAGGGAUCUAAAUCUACUUGAUCAAAUUUCUUAUUUUGUUACUACAUAUCGAAUGAUGGAUUAUUGGCUGUCA
Malus domestica (apple) is the source of this 1009-nucleotide messenger RNA. Its product is annotated as probable glutathione S-transferase. The record is from RefSeq and is a predicted model, not a curated record. Gene Ontology annotation, cellular component: cytoplasm. Lineage: Eukaryota; Viridiplantae; Streptophyta; Magnoliopsida; Rosales; Rosaceae. Gene Ontology annotation, molecular function: glutathione transferase activity. Gene Ontology annotation, biological process: glutathione metabolic process.